Messenger RNA from Erythranthe guttata (spotted monkey flower), 1766 nucleotides. RefSeq lists its product as uncharacterized. The record is from RefSeq and is a predicted model, not a curated record. Lineage: Eukaryota; Viridiplantae; Streptophyta; Magnoliopsida; Lamiales; Phrymaceae.
UCUGCAAACAUAUUCUCUCUCUCUCUCUUUCUCUCUCCACUCUCUCUCUCUCUCUCAUGGAAAGAGCCUUUCUUCUGAGAGUUCAAUUCAUUUAACCCAUCAACUACUGCAUCCACCCACUCAAAACACCCACAUUUACAUGCACUUUUUUUUAUUCGGAUUUCGAUUUGUGUGUGUGUGUGUGAAAUUCAUUAUUCCGAUGCAACUUCGCCGGCGAUCACGCGUCAUAUAGGGGUUUUUUACUCUCCUUUUUCGAUUUGUGAAUCCGGUGGAAUUAGCCGGUGACGGUUUUAUCUGAAAUCCAUCGGUGCCGUUUUGAAGAGCGUUGGUUGGUUUUACUGCUAUGGCGUCCCCCUUUCCUGCGAAAUCUCAGACGCUGCACAAUUUUACCCUGCAGCAUCUCCGAUGGAACAAGGACGGUCAAUCCAGCGGCGGCCAUCCCCACCGCCGCCGCCGCUCCGUCAAAUCUCCGUCGAGGAGACCUAGCCCUUCCUCCGCUUCUCCUGUCCGCCAGUCUCCGUUCCGGGACUCCGUCUCGUCGACCCCGCCUCGGUAUCAGUCUCCGCUGCGAGAUUCGGCUGCUGCGGCGGCGUCGCCGCCGCCGCCGCGGAAGUAUUCGGAUCAGUUGAGAAAGAAGUCUCCGACCGGCGGAGAAUCAUCCAAAUCGUAUCAAGUCGGAGGGUUUGUGAAACCCUCACCAAUUGGUGCUGGCGGUAAUCGUGUACGGCACUUCCCCAGCCCUGAUUUGGCUCCGCCGCCGGAGCCUUCAGGCAAGGGUAAAGCUUCCACAAUUGAGCACCGAAGAAAUCAUCAUCCGAAGAAUUCGCCCUUCGAUAAUCCAAAGAAUGGGGUUUAUUCGACACAUUCCGAUCGACCUUCUCACAAAUUCGAGACGAAACCCAGGGUGAAAGAAGCCGAUGCAUCUGGAAUUAAGAAAUCGAAAAUCCUAAUCAAAAUCCCCCCUCGCAAGAACAGCAACAACAAAACAAUCGAAGAUCCUCAAUCAGAGCCACCAAAACCCCCCGACAGUAACACCGAAAAAAUCGACGAAGCCGAACAGAUGCGAGAAGAGGGGAAGAUCAACAAUGCUACUGAUGAAGAAAUCAAGACAUGGAAUUUGAGGCCGCGAAAACCUAUUCGGAAAUCCUCGAAUGUGAAUGGAGGUACCUCGGUGAAAAACAACGGCGCCCGCGCCGAUAUUCCCAUGCCGGAAAAAAUCAAAGCCGAGUCACCUUUACAGAAUCCGAACAGCAGAUCGAUGGAAAAUAAAUUGAAUCCCGGUGAGAAAAAGGAGAAGCGGAAACUGAGUGUUUUUGUAUCUCUAUCCAAAGACGAAAUCGAGGAGGAUAUAUUCUCUCUCACUGGAUCAAAGCCUGCACGAAGGCCAAAGAAGAGAGCAAAGAAUGUACAGAAACAAGUAGAUUCUAUUUGUCCCGGAUCUUGGCUGGUGUCGAUAACCGCAGAUUCGUACAAGGUAUCCGAAAAUUCAAUGAAGGGUUAGAUACAAUUAACUGGAGAAUACGAUGCUGCUGCCAUUUUCGUCUGAAUUUUGGUGAUGCCGUUCGAAGGUACAAUCUGCAGAGUUUGUAUUUGAAAGGAACGAAUAAAUGUCGAUUAGGAAUUUAUAAUUUUCUUUUCUAGAUGCUCUUAAAAAAAAUCAAGAGCUGGAUGAUAGAUAGCUCUUCUUGUUUAUCAGUAGUGGCAGUUGUAAAUAUGAAUCUUCUCAAUCUUAAUCUUAAUCUCAAAGAUUUUUCAUUUUUUCAUUA